AGAUUACAUUACUCAUUAAGUGGACAAAUUAUAAGUAGUCUUAUAUAGAUCCUUUGUCUUUAUACCGAUAUACACGUUUAUCAUAAGGAAAUGAUCUCAAGACAAAUUAAAAAUAAAUAAAUAAGUAUUCUCUGGUAUUCCUCAUACUGCGGAAAAUGUAACCUCCUGCGCAUUAUCGCAUACGUCUUUACGAAAGAGGCAACUUAACCUUAAAAUCGUGCAUCCAGCGAAUUCUCAGUCAAAUGUUUAUCGUUUUUGAUUUUUUAUUAUUUAUCAUUAUAUGAUAUCAUGAAUAGUCCGGAUGUGAUUAGUGAGGAUGAAUUAUUAGAAAAUGAUGAUGAAAAAGACUUGGAUUUUGAUAUUCGAAAUUACGUAGACGAAAUCAACAACGAGGACUCCUACGAUGAACUCUUGGAUAAUCAGGAUAAUAAUAAAGAAAAUGACAAUCAAGGUGGAAAUGAAGAACAAGAAGAAAGUGAAUGCGUUGGUCCUGUCUUACCAGAGGGGCAUAGGUUUGAUAGAAAAUUUAUAUGUAUAAAAUAUCCAGGAAAUGUAAUUAAUCCAGAUAAAGCUAUCAGAACAUUAGGUGGCAUCAAUGCAAUUUCCACGGCGGUAGAUACUCCCAACAGACGUCUAGAAUUGCGAUUUAGACCUGACGAUGGGUAUAGUAAACCAACAUGUGGUGAUAGACAUUCUAAAACAGCAUUUCUAUUGAGAGUCAGAGUAAAAAAGAAUAGGGUUAACAAAGUACAAGAAAAUGUGCAGAGAUCUGAGGCAAAUAUAAAUGUGGAAUCUAUUAAAAAUGAAUUUAGGAAUGUGUCUUUGAAUGACGAUAAUCUGAAGAAUAAAGGCAACCAAAGUGACAUCCAAAAUUAUGGGGACUUAAAAAAAGAUAAUAUUGUAAUAGAUCUAGUUGAAAAAAUACAAAACUGUAAUGUAUCAACAAAAAACAAUCCUGAAAGUUCUAGUAAAGUAUCUUCCAGUGAAAUUGGUAAAAAAAUUUCUGAUACAUCAAUAGAUACUGGCAAGAAUUUGGUUAAAGGCAAAAAAAAUAUUGCACCAACUUUUGAUCGUAAUAAAUAUGAGGAUCUUUCACAAGACGAACAGUAUGAAUUACCAAAAUUAAAAAUAUUAGGAAGGAUAGAUACAGAAUUUCAGUUUACUAAUUUGUGUGAUUUUCAAUAUUUGACCAUGACAAAAAGUAAAAAAAAUCCAAAAGUAUUGGAAUGUAUAUAUGAUAAAAUAUAUCCUACCGGAAUUCCAUCUUAUUCAUGGUUAAAAAAUGAAGUGCCUUAUUUCUUACCACCAGCUGCGUUCAGCAGAGUGGACAGUGUACAACAAUAUGUACCGAAAACUGAAACUAGUUCGCUACCAGAAAAUAUAAUUGGGAAAAAUAAAAAACGCAGAGCAGGCUUUGCUAAUUUUAUUUGCUUUACAACUCAGGGUGUACCUACCAAAGCACCGGAUGGUAUUGAGACUGCUAUGAAAGUGAAAUUUCUACAAAAUACGCAUUUGGAAAAAAUUCGUCAGAUGUUCGAGGAACGACCAAUUUGGUCUAAAAAUGCUAUAAUGUAUAACACAAAAUUCACAGGAGAACAAUUAAAAAUAUUGUUACCUUCAGUAGCAUAUUACUUUAUGACAGGUCCUUGGAGAAUUAUGUGGGUUCGUCUGGGUUAUGAUCCUCGAAAAGAUAUUUCGGCUAGAAAAUAUCAAACUUUGGAUUACAGACUGAAAGCCAUGCGUGGAUUGGGAUCUACAGUAAAAUGUAAAAGAAAUUAUUCAGAGUAUACAUUACCAUAUAAAUCUGCUCCAGCAGCUAAAUCAAAAACCACUAUACUUACGCCAAACUUAAGUAUGGAGCCAAAUCAAACAAAGCAAACUGAAAUGAAUGAAAAUAUGUAUGUUUAUAGAGAAGGAAUGGUCCCUCCUUCGAGACAGAUGUUUUAUCAGUAUUGUGAUAUUCUUGUGGACGAAGUACAACAAAUGUUGGCAAAACUUCCUGAUCCAAUGCCUGGUACAAGGUGUCACGAGAAAAGGGGAUGGUUACCAAGUGGUUUCGAUGUUCAAUGCAGAGAAAUAAUUAAUAAACAAGUUCGAGCUGUUCUUAGAAAAAAAAUGAAUAUACCAGAGGAUCAUCCUACAACACUUCCACGAAAACGAAAAUGGGGAGCGGGUCAUAGAAAAAAUAGACUUAAGAAAAAGAAAACAAAGACAAGUGCUGAACCAUCUACUUCUAAAACACGUUUAAACACUUGUUCAGAAUCGAGUGACGGUAGAGAGAAUGUUAGUUAGAAUAAAUCAAAUGUAUAAUAAACUAGUAAUUUCUUUUGAUACUAUUGUUGUGUACAUACUCUUACAAAUGAAAUGAUAAAUAAAAAAACAUGAAAAAUAA
Vespa mandarinia (Asian giant hornet) is the source of this 2392-nucleotide messenger RNA. It is a transcript of the gene l(2)37Cd, whose product is annotated as general transcription factor IIIC subunit l(2)37Cd. NCBI's taxonomy places the organism in Eukaryota, Metazoa, Arthropoda, Insecta, Hymenoptera, Vespidae. Gene Ontology annotation, molecular function: RNA polymerase III type 2 promoter sequence-specific DNA binding; RNA polymerase III type 1 promoter sequence-specific DNA binding. The record is from RefSeq and is a predicted model, not a curated record. Gene Ontology annotation, biological process: transcription initiation at RNA polymerase III promoter. Gene Ontology annotation, cellular component: transcription factor TFIIIC complex.